AUGUUGCACAAUCAACGAACGCUUAGGUCGACGCCAAAAGGGGAGCCAGAAUUGUCGAGCAAGACAGUAUUCGCUUCGCCCAUCUCUUUUGAGAAUACUUCGACAUCCCUCAGCCAAGUAGAAGCUCUUGAAUAUAUACCCCUCGGGGAUAUUUUGCACAGUGUCGAUGCUUCUGAAAACAAUAUCCUCCGUCGAAAACAGCGCAAACUAGCAGCGACUACAGCAUCAACAUACAGUCUCUAUUCAGCUAAUCCAAUGCAUCUGAAUGCUCUCAACUCAACCCUGAUAUUCGCCCAGCACGAGGCAGGCACUGCGGUCUGCAUCCAUCCUGAUGGCUGGCUCCUCACGUGCUCCCACUGCAUCGGCGAAAGCCCCAUCGAAUGGCAGGCCAAUAAGCGCAAAUGGCUCCUAUACUAUACGGGUCUAGCUGUGCAAGCUGAAUGCCGAGCUUGGGACCCCAUUCGCGAUCUCGCCCUUCUCAAAAUUGUCAUCAUAGAAAUCACUCAACCCGGACCACAGCACAUACCUGUCUUCGCUCAUUUACCGCUAGCUUUUGCAGUACCCAAGAUCAGAACACCAAUCUUCUGCCUUGGCCAGCCCGGUGCGGAAGAUCUCGAAUCGGACACUUACCGUAAGACGAAAUACAACCUCACUGAGCUCUCUGAGGGUAAGUAUUAUGGAAUAGUAGGAGGUGCGGAUCCGCAGAACAACGAAGCGAUCGGGACAUUGAAGCAUGAUGCCUGGACUUACUGGGGUCACUCCGGGGCACCACUUGUGAGUGCUCAGAAUGGAGAGUUGAUAGGGUUGCAUUCAAGUUGGGAUGAAUUGACGGGCAUGAGACACGGGAUUCCGCUUGAGGCUCUAGGUGCCUUCGUGAGCAAGUACUUGGGUAGUGAAGGCGACAUUCGUGGAGGGAUGAAUGUAGCAGACAAGGGAAAGCAGAAGGAAGUGAUUGAUCUGACUGCUGAAAGUGAUUAG
This is a messenger RNA of Bacidia gigantensis, 978 nucleotides long. RefSeq lists its product as uncharacterized. Bases 1 to 978 code for a protein of 325 amino acids. The transcript has a single exon. Lineage: Eukaryota; Fungi; Ascomycota; Lecanoromycetes; Lecanorales; Ramalinaceae. The record is from RefSeq and is a predicted model, not a curated record.